AAUCCGGUCCUGACUGUCCCUUACCACCGGCGCCGAUGUGAUAGGGAGGCCGUCCCCCCCAAAAUCCCAAUCAUGCGUUCAGCGACAGGCGCCACCAAUUCCUUUGGUCAGGUAGGAUAUAUUCGGCCAGGAGGAAGACGGGGAGAUCGUCGAAAAAGAAACAAAAUAAUUUAGGUCAUGGUGCAGAAGGGGCCGGACACAAAGCACGGAGUAUACAUGCACCUCUGUACCCAGAGGGCAAUCGGUGUAUUCCCACUUGAAUAAUGUGCAGACAGCCAGAGGGAUGAUGCAGCCUGCCGUCCCCGGUGUUCAGAUCAAUUUGGGCCACGGGUCCAUCUUGAUCCGGUUUCUCAUGUUAAGGGUGUAUUGCUUUUUCUCCUCCUUUUUUUUAAUUCAUACUUUUUUUUUGUUUUUCUCCCUUUUUCUUUCCUUCUUUUUGCCUUUUUUGCUUUUUCUUCUUUUUGAUUCCCAGUUUACCUUUUGCCCUGGGAGUAGUAGAAACCAGGGCAAAGCAGGGGGCAUCCGGGCAUUCCAGCCCUUGAUGCAUCCAGAAGUACCCCCCCGAAGCUAUUCUUUGCGACGGACUGUCUUCGUCAUUGUCAACAUACUGAAGAAGAUCGGGAUAUAACUCUGUCAGGACAUCCAUGUCCGCUCCGAUCAGAUCAUUCCAAUUCCUUCCUCCGUCCUGAUUACUCUUAGUGGCCUUUCUCCCAAAGCGGGAAACAGUCCGCCAACGGCUCUAUGCGACACCGACCAUUGCUGGACAAGGCCAUCCCCGUCAUGCCAUCCACAUUGGCCUCGUGUUGUGAAUGGUACAUUCUAGUCGCCUGUACCCUGCCAGGUACAGAU
Molecule: messenger RNA, 849 nt
Organism: Aspergillus welwitschiae
Lineage: Eukaryota; Fungi; Ascomycota; Eurotiomycetes; Eurotiales; Aspergillaceae
Exons: 1
Coding region: 284-628 (114 amino acids)
Source: RefSeq, a predicted model, not a curated record